Diorhabda sublineata is the source of this 1689-nucleotide messenger RNA. It is a transcript of the gene CSN5, whose product is annotated as COP9 signalosome complex subunit 5. The coding region runs from base 318 to 1367 and encodes 349 amino acids. Gene Ontology annotation, biological process: protein deneddylation. Lineage: Eukaryota; Metazoa; Arthropoda; Insecta; Coleoptera; Chrysomelidae. The transcript is spliced from 5 exons. The record is from RefSeq and is a predicted model, not a curated record. Gene Ontology annotation, cellular component: cytoplasm; COP9 signalosome. Gene Ontology annotation, molecular function: deNEDDylase activity; protein binding; metallopeptidase activity.
UGGUCAAUGGAAGGUAAACCAUUGAAACCUAUGCCAAUAAGAGUAAAAAAUUUUAGAGUGUGAAGAGAAUUCAGAAAACACAUAAUUUUUGGGGUAAUAAAGAUUUAUCAAAACCCUGUGAUAAUCUGAAAGAACAUAUAUUUUUUUUAUUAGAAUAUCCAUUAUCGCUAUUAUCUCAUUAGUAUUCGAUUCGUUCUGCAAUCGAACACCAGUCAUUCAAUCAUCGUGGGAUCGAAUGAUUGUUCUUAUUGUUACUUUGACAAGUUAAAUGUAAAUUAUUUUUAAACUGUUUAUAAUAAUUGCAUAUAUUUUCGAAUAUGUCUAAAGCAAAAAACUCUCCUAGUUCAACUUCUCAAUCUCCUUCCGCUGUUGCCCAGAAAAUGUGGGUAAUGUCUAACAACGUAGAAGUUGUUAGUUCGGUUGAUGAAAUAUAUAGGUAUGAUAGAAAGCAACAACAGGAUAUAUUAGCUGCUAAACCGUGGGAAAAAGAUCCACAUUUUUUUAAAGAUAUCAAAAUUUCGGCAUUAGCUCUUUUGAAAAUGGUAAUGCAUGCAAGAUCGGGUGGUACUCUUGAGGUAAUGGGAUUAAUUUUGGGUAAAGUUGAUGGCAAUACAAUGUUCGUCAUGGAUUCUUUUGCAUUACCAGUAGAAGGUACAGAAACUCGAGUAAACGCCCAAGCUCAAGCUUAUGAAUAUAUGAGUUCAUAUAUUGAAGCUGCAAAAUUAGUUGGCAGACAAGAAAAUGCAAUAGGGUGGUACCACAGCCAUCCUGGAUAUGGAUGUUGGUUAUCAGGAAUAGAUGUUAGCACACAAAUGUUGAAUCAAAAUUUCCAAGAACCAUUUGUUGCUAUUGUAAUAGAUCCUGUGCGUACAAUUUCAGCUGGGAAAGUAUGUUUAGGUGCUUUUCGAACAUAUCCUAAGGGAUAUAAACCAGCCAAUGAAGAACCAUCUGAAUAUCAAACAAUUCCCUUAAACAAAAUCGAGGAUUUCGGUGUUCAUUGUAAACAGUACUAUUCUUUAGAAGUAUCUUAUUUCAAAUCUGCUUUGGAUAGAAGAUUAUUAGAUUCGCUGUGGAAUAAAUAUUGGGUCAACACACUUAGUUCUUCUAGUUUACUUACUAAUGCUGAUUAUACAACGGGACAAAUUUUUGAUUUAUCUGAAAAAUUGGAACAAUCUGAAGCUGCAAUAGGACGUUGUGGUUGUAUUGUAGGAGGAGAAAAGAGAACUGAAGAUAAACUUUUAAAAGCAACCAAGGACAGCUGCAAGACAACCAUUGAAAUUAUACACGGACUUAUGGCUCAAAUGGUGAAAGAUAGAUUGUUUAAUAGCGUUGCCCCAGCAAGUAGCAGUAAUACAGCAUCUCAAUAAAAAUUAGUCAAGUGAUAUAAAUGUCAAUAUUUAUAGAGAUUGGAGUGACUAACAGCUAGCUGUCGACUUAUCAUUAUAUGUAAUCAUUAUCUAUACCUUCUUACCUUCCUCCUGAACUUUUCUUCUUUAAUUUUUCCAUAGCCAAUAUGCAUUACAUAUUAUGGUAAACAACAACUAGAUUUUAGUAUAUCCACAAAUAAACUCUUCAUUCAUAGAUAUCACUGAAUAUUACUGUUUUUUAUGUUGUUUGGUUUCGAUGAUUUGUAUGGUUGAUAAUGUAUAAAACUUAAUUUUCAAAAUAAAUUUUUUUUAUAAUGAGAAA